GAAGCGCGGAGUGCUGGGAGCGAAACCUGGACCUCCAUCAGCGGGAAUCCCGCACCCAACCACCCUCCCUUCCCAAAGACCCUUCCUUCCGUAGCUGUGCCGGCGCCGCUGCCCCCGCGGCUCUCCGGAAGAUGCACCCUGGGAGAGCGCUCGCCUUUGCUGGCGCGCACGGCUGGGGGCCGGAGCCCGGAGUCUCCACCUCUUUCGGCCUCGGACUCCGCCCCGAAACCUGGCGACGGCAAGUUGGGCUCGCGAAACGACGAGGUUGAAGCUGGCAGGAGGAGGAGGCGGCUGUAGUGGCGGGCAGGCGGCUUCCUUCGCCUCACUCUCUGCCGCGGGGCGAUUGUUUCCAGCGGCUCCGAAGCGGGGAGGCUGCGCUAAGGAAAAAGGCGGGCUUGCGCUGCAGCCGGGGAGACCCUCCAGCUUGCAGGCAAUGGUCCACCCUCGCUGCCUUGCUCGUCCCCUCUUUCCCCCCCUGGCUUGGAAGCUUUUGUUCUCUCCAGUUCGGGGCACAAGAGAGCUACCUGCCGCCGCCGCUCCUGCUUCCCGACGUCAGGAAAGUUCGAGGAGAAAAGCGCCUCGGGUCCGACCUCCUAUGAGCUGCGGCGCCUUCAGUUUGCUUCUUGCAGUCCAAGAGAUUCUUCCUCUCUCGUCCAGGUGAACUUCAAUCCAGAACCCACACCCAACACCAUCUGUAACCUGCUCUGCUGUUCGUUUGUAUGCAUUUGAAAAGUCAACUGUAUCAUGUGGUUUCCUGCACUGAUGCUCUAAGAAUUAUGGACCAAAGCACUGCCAUGAAGGGUACAAGUCAACCUUCCUUCUUCUGGAUAUGUCACUAUAAUUUCGCCAAGGGCCCUGAAUCAUGACACCGUCUUAUUUAUUAAAAUGCCUUGAAGUCGCUUUUUCUCUCUGCUAAAGUGAUGGUUUUCCCCGCAACGCAGACACCAGCUCAUCCUGUGUCAUUAAAUGCAACUUUUAUUGUCUAUGAACAUGCCCAUGCCAAUAUUACCACUCCGUUGAUCUUGGUCCAUAAAGGCGCAGCUCAGCUACUGAAAUACCAUUUGGGUGCCAUGGUUACUACUGAGAUAGCUCCUUUGACAAUCAAUAGUACACCUGCCCUCCUGUUACAGAGCUUCACAAGCUUGAGUCUACCGCUCCAGAUCGUCCUUUCUGCUGCCAUGAUAUUUAUUUUCCUUAUUUCUUUUGUCGGUAAUCUGGUCGUCUGCCUUAUGGUUUAUCAGAAGACUGCGAUGCGAUCUGCCAUUAACAUACUUCUAGCUAGUUUGGCUUUUGCAGACAUGCUGCUUGCUGUGUUGAACAUGCCUUUUGCUCUGAUAACCAUCAUCACUACCCAGUGGAUUUUUGGCGAUGUCUUCUGCAGAGUCUCUGCCAUGUUCUUCUGGCUGUUCGUCAUCGAAGGAGUUGCCAUACUACUCAUCAUCAGCAUUGAUAGGUUCCUCAUAAUAGUUCAAAGGCAGGACAAGCUGAACCCUUACCGAGCAAAAGUCCUCAUCGCUGCUUCGUGGCUUGUGGCCUUCGUUGUGGCUUUUCCACUCUCUGUGGGGAACCCCAGCCUACAGAUACCUUCCAAAGCACCUCAGUGUGUCUUUGGUUACACAACGAACCCGGGUUACCGCGCCUAUGUAGUAGUGGUGGUUUUGGUCUCGUUUUUCAUUCCAUUCCUCGUAAUGUUAUAUUCUUUUAUGGGCAUCCUCAAUACUGUACGGCACAAUGCAGUUCGUAUCCAUAGUCACCCGGAUAGCAUAUGCCUCAGUCAAGCUAGCAAACUUGGUCUCAUGAGCCUCCAGAGACCCUUUCAAAUGAAUAUUGAUAUGAGCUUUAAAACUCGUGCCUUCACCACCAUAUUGAUUUUAUUCAUUGUCUUCAUAAUUUGCUGGGGCCCCUUCACCACCUACAGCCUUAUUGCCACAUUUAACAGCCACUUUUAUCACAAGCACAACUUUUUUGAAAUAAGCACCUGGCUCCUUUGGCUCUGCUACCUCAAGUCUGCUCUGAACCCACUCAUCUACUACUGGAGAAUCAAGAAAUUUCACGAUGCGUGUUUAGACUUAGUGCCCAAGUACUUCAAGUUUUUGCCACAGCUACCUGGUCAAGCUAGAAGACGGAUCCGACCGAGUGCUGUUUAUGUGUGCGGGGAGCACCGGUCAGUAGUGUAAGCCUCGCAGCAAAUGGACAUUUGCUUUUUUCUGAUAUAUGCCUGUUUUAGUGGGUUUUUUUUUUAAUGGCUUCUUUAGCUGUCAGAUUUACAAUUUUUAGAAUUCACAUUCAGCUUUAAGGAGGAGAUAUUUGUUGAGCUUUUCUACCAGAAUAUGACUAUACUAUGUUGUUGACCACCUACCAAAGAAGUUCUAUAUACAUGGGGAAGGAAUUGUGUGUAUAGGGCAAAGCUUUCUAUUGCAUUGGCUUUUGCUGCUGAAAGAGACCAGUUGAAAUGCCACUUUUGUCUUCCAUAGACAGGGUUGCAAAAUGUAAGCUUCAAAGAAUCCUUGAACCGUUUGCACAGUUAUUCCCUCCAUGUAUAUGUAGCUCUUUAUGGACCGUAUGCCACUGCCUCCCCGGUUCUUUGGUAGAAAGGAAAACUCAUUUUGGAUGUACGUCAAGCGAUCUUAAGCACUGCUAACCAUUUCAUUGUAGAUGUUAAUGCUGCUAUUUUAUGGUACAUUUAAAUGAAUACUUAAUAGGCUUUUUUUUCCAAACGAUGUUGCUGCAUAGAUGAGCCAAAAUGUUUGCAUUUAGUUAAUUAUUUGCAGGAAUUGCAGUGACAUUAAGGGGGGAAAAAACACAUUCAUGCACUUUAAACAGAACUGGGUGGAGGGGAGUGAAUGGGGGUGAAGAAAGUUUCAGUGACUUCUAACAUUUUUGUUUCUUGCUGCAAGGUUUUUAAUUCUUCCACCAGUUUUGCAGUGUUUUGGAAUGAUGCUAUAACAUACUUGGUUCUCAGAACUAUUUUAUAGUCCUUUUUGAGUUUACUUGAAUGACAGAAGUAUGUAGUGUAAAUUCAUUUAGAUGAAGACACUUACGUAACACUUAUUACAAUCUAGAGGAAUUAAAGUGCUUUAAAUCCUUCUAAAGUCAAAAGGAAUUAAACUGAAUUCCAGUUACUUAAAAACACAUGAGAUUUGUCUUUGAUUAUUAUUUCAAUGGGAUGUACAUGGUUAUUCAUAUUCAACGUCAUGACUUUAGCCCCACAAAAGAAUAACUGAUCCUGCAUUAAAAAAGCAUAUAGUCAUUUGUAAGCAUAUCAUGGAAAUAUGAAUUCCCUUUGAAUAUCAAACUCUUACUACGAACUGUGUUGAAUCAAUAUUCAGUUAGAAGAUACACUUGAAAUUUAGUUAAAUAUAUUUUUUAAUUUAUAAAUUGGACCUGUACAUAGUAUAGAAUUCUUUUGAUGAAGAAGUUUUUUUGUUUUUUUAAAAAAGAUUUUUGUCUAAACUGAGAAAAUAAAAAUUUCCACAUUUUCUCUCCACAUGCUUACAAAUUGAUGUUAUCUUGCUUGAAUUACAAAAAUGAUUUAUUUUUCCUUUUUCUUUUCCUGUCAAGACAAACUAUAUUAUGAGGUUGCAUAGUCAGCUAUGUUUCUCUUGCAAUAUCCUGAAACUAUGUUCUCUUUUAAGAAAAGCUGAAAAAAUAAAUACUCAGGAGUAUUUAUCUUAAUCUUUUAAAUACAUUUGACCAAUGUACAUAUAUUAAAACUUGUGUCAGUUCUGUUAUAUGUGCACUUUUCUAAAAAACCCUUGUUGUCAUUCCUUUACAUAACCAAAAUAACUACUUAACGCUGGAAUAAUUUCUUAAUUUAAAUCCUUUAAAUUUUAAAAAGUUGCAUUAGGGCAGAAUAGGUCAUGGUCAGAAGCAGAUUUGUUAAUUCAGAACUGUUGAUUCAUGUGACCUAACUUUAUAGCACACUACAUUUAUUUCAUGUCUAAAAGACAACCUAGUUUCUUAUCCAGCUUGAUGAAUUACCAUUGUUGUCAGCAACCAGGAACAUUGUUUUGUCUUCCCAAGUAAAGCAUUUCUUGAAUACCUUGAACACAUGACAAAAUUCCCAGGGUGGAAGGAGUGGGGAUGGGAAUACACCAUGGGCCUUACUCUACACGGUUGUAAUAUUCCCUCUCCUCUCAUACCCAUAAUGUAACCCAGGGCUGUCAAACUUGCAGCCCGUGGGCCGGAUGUGUCAUGUGCUGGCCAUGCCCACACCCGGUUUAGCAAAGGGGGAAAAAGUCCCGAUACAACAUGUGAUGCCAUCGUGACGACACAAGUUUAACACCCCUGAUCUAACUUCUGAGUUAUACCUAUACAUUAUACAUUGAGAAUCCUUUAUGCAUAAACUUCCUGGCUUAUAAUUCCAGAUUCAUUGUGUAGGCAUUAAUUGGUAGGACUAAACAGAUCAGAUGGCAUGGGCCGGUUGGCCUUGAAACUGUGGAGCCUCUUCUUGUAAAUAAAGCAUGCAAGGGAAACGCAAGACGAGUUAAUGCUCUGAUAGACAUAAUCAGGAACAACUUCAGAUAAAAUUAUAUUUAGAACUGAGCAUUCUUGCAUUCCUGGAAUUUAAAACUUUGGAAGAGAAGAAGAAAGAUAACCUUGCUAUUAAUAUUUCAACUAUAGAAAUUGGGUUAUGUUUUCUAUAGAGCUGGAAUAAUCGGGACUUUCAUCUGUUUGGCUACUGUAUCAUGUCAAUUGGCCAUCCCUUCCAUUAUAGGGUUUAUCCUAGAAGUGCUACUUUUAGCAGUAGAUCAAUAAAAUUUUCAUACUCGGAGAUGUUUGGAACAGCUUAUUCCUUAAGCUAUGGAAAGAUUCUUAACCUUAAAUGGCAACCUAUUUUUUUUUUAUUUACAUUUAUAUCCCGCCCUUCUCCGAAGACUCAGGGCGGCUUACAGUGUAUAAGGCAAUAGUCUCAUUCUAUUUGUAUAUUUACAAAGUCAACUUAUUGCCCCCCCAACAAUCUGGGUCCUCAUUUUACCUACCUUAUAAAGGAUGGAAGGCUGAGUCAACCUUGGGCCGGGCUUGAACCUGCAGUAAUUGCAGGCUAUUGUGUUCUAAUAACAGGCUCCUUACAGCCUGAGCUAUUCCAGCCCCUAUGGCAUGCUCUGCUAUAAAUGAGUACUUCUCUUACCUUAUAGCAAAAUGAAAAAGGUUGGUUAUAAUAGUUAACCAAAUUGUUACUUUGCUAACUACAAUUCAUUAAUAAUUGAUCACAUUGAUCCAAAGCAGUCUGGAUGACAAAGAAACAUUGACACUAUUUCUGAAAAUACAUGCUAUCUCCUUGGACUUAAAACAGCUGUGUAGACCUAAAAGGACAAUGCUAACUGCAGUGUCCAACUGCAGUGUCUCAUUCCCAGGUAAGUGUGCCCAUGGUGUCUAGUAAACCAGUUCUGGAUUCUUUGGACGAUCAAUGAGUUGUGUUAUACCUCUGGAUUUAUAUCUAAAGCAAAUAUGCUUAUUGAGAAAAUUCAGCUUUCAUUUUAACAGCUUGAAAAUGAAAUGUUUGCUCCUAUUAACAUGUCAAAAUCAGAAGAGCUGGGGCAAAGUUUCCAAAUUUCUCAUAAUACCUCAUAAUCUGUUUCCUCUGUUGCUUCUUGUCUGUUCUUUUCACUUUAUCAUUGGAAUGGCCAAGUACAAAGAAUCCAAGAACUACUGUUGUCAAGAAACACUUAACAGAAGGAAGUGUAAUCAUGUUUAAUGUUUACAUUUUAAAUUAUUUUAGCUUACACUGUUAUCGCCAUUGGCUCUUUUAAUAUACUGUUGUUUUAGAACAGUGCCUUUUCAUUUGAUAUUGAUUUUUAUAUCCUCCUAAACUUGAAAAUCCUUCAAUUCAGCUGGUAAUCAGCCUCUUCAUAGAUGUGUCCAUAUGCUGUUCUACCAAGAUUACACCCCUGGUUAAAGAAAACCCAUAUAGGCAAAGGUUUUAGAAGGCAACACUUCCUUAUAUCUCAUGAUUUUAUUAAAACAUUCUAGGUAAACACAUUCUUUUGUUCCUCCUUUUAAAAUAUAUAUUUUUGUUCAAACUUGGAAAUGAAGGACAGGGUGCUGAAGUAAGAUAUAUUUUUAAAUAUAUAUAUACAUAUAUGUAGUUAUUUAAGCAGAUUUGUCAAAUUCACAUUUAAAAGGAGUUUCAUGAGAGAUGUUUUAUACUCUGAAGGGGUGUCUUAUGGAAGCAUUUACGGUAUACUGAAUAACAAAGUAGCGUCCUCCCUCUCCCUUCUCUUCAGUGUGGUAUUUUUAUAAGAUUGUUUUUAAUGAGCUUUAUGUAAGUUGCUAUCAGUUUAAUUCUCUUUCUCUCAUGCAACAUCUCUUAUGCAACAUCCUUGUAAACAAAUGUAUUCAUUUAUUUUUGCCAUAUAAAAACAAAGCACCACAACAUACUGUGGUUGCAAAAGAAAAAGUGAUGACUUCCUUAUUUCUUUGUAGAUAUAUUAUUAGCCAUUGAUGAAAAACAGACCUCAGUUUUUAAAUUUUAAAGUUAAACGACCUGUAUGUAAUGUACAUAUAUUUCCAUGGAAAUAAUUACACUAAACAAUUAUUAAGACAAUUUUUUCUGUAACAGUUUAUAGGGAAAUGGCUAUUAUUAACUAGCUAGAUUUAUUCUUGGAACUAUCAGUUAAAAUGUUCUAAAAAUUAGUUUUGGUGCAUUUGGUUGAAACACCAUUUUAAAGUCUCUUCAUAUGAAAACUAAUGCUCAGACUUGAGAAUUUUUUUGUAGACGUUCAAAAAUAGCAAUUAAAAGCUUCAGAUAAGAUCAUGUUAUGUCAGAUGGGUGGAAGAAUGUGAGCACAUAAAGAAUUUCUGAUAAAGGCAGCAAGAUAUUUAAAAGAACAAUGAAUGGCUCAUUCCAGUUUUCAUUUCUAAUGUGAAUUUCUGUGCAAAUAAUUAAUGAAAUGUCUUGUUUACACUAGACUGACAAUCUGGAGUUGUCCAGGUUGUUCAGUUGGGCACUUUUGUCGAAAAGAGGGGCAUGUAACUUUUUCUUGAUUGAGGUGUCUAUGUGAUCUUUGAGUGAUGUGGUACACAAACAAAGGCUGUAUUCCAAGAAGCAGUGGGACAGGCCAUAACAAAAAUCAAAUUUGUCAUCAUUUGCAUUUAAGUUUAAUUAAAAUUAAUUAUAAUUAGUCUGAUUGUUCUCCUGUCCUUAUUCAUCAUUUCCCCCUCUCAUUAAAAUUACAGAUUAGUAACGAUCCAGAGAUCUUGGAUUAACUUCAUACUCUUUAAACAAAUAUGAACACAAAAUUGCUUUAUAUUUACAAGUUGGAAAAAGGUUGAACUGUUGCUCUCUAAAUCCACAAAAUUCAAUUCAUGUGUAGAAGCUCAAAAAUUGUCAAAAGUUUUAAUAUUGUAAUCUAGUAAAGAACACUCUAAUAAUAACAAUAUCAGAAAGAGA
Ahaetulla prasina is the source of this 7393-nucleotide messenger RNA. It is a transcript of the gene GPR63, whose product is annotated as G protein-coupled receptor 63. The record is from RefSeq and is a predicted model, not a curated record. Lineage: Eukaryota; Metazoa; Chordata; Lepidosauria; Squamata; Colubridae. The transcript is spliced from 3 exons. Gene Ontology annotation, biological process: G protein-coupled receptor signaling pathway. Gene Ontology annotation, cellular component: membrane. Gene Ontology annotation, molecular function: G protein-coupled receptor activity. Bases 921 to 2177 code for a protein of 418 amino acids.